This is a messenger RNA of Triticum turgidum subsp. durum (durum wheat), 1962 nucleotides long. Lineage: Eukaryota; Viridiplantae; Streptophyta; Magnoliopsida; Poales; Poaceae. The record is from the annotation of a GenBank genome assembly.
AUGCUCUUUGCUCCCCGCGCCACGAGAUCAAUCCGCCCGCCCGGACCCUGCUCAUAUAAUGCUCAUGCGGCAGCCCAACAAGGGAACGUGGAGCAGGCCGUGAACGGAGCGCAAGGACCGGGCAAGGUCGGCGGCGAGGCUCCCGAGGCGGCGUCGGCGCCCAAGGCCGCGGCCGCCGCCACCGCUGCUGCGCCGCAUCACCGGCGAUCCAAGAGUGCUUCUUCGGGCAGGAACCUGGAGACUUGCAAGCAUGCCACCAUGGAGCAACGCUUCAACCAAGCACAGAACCCGCCGGACCCGAGGAAGUCUUCUUGCUCAACGGAUGGUUCUUCGGUUCUCCGGGCACCGCCGAGGGAUCAACGGACGAGCGCGGCCACGGCGUCGCCGAACCACCGCGUCUCGCUGGAGAAUGACGUCUCGCAGCUGCAUCUGCAUCUGCAUCAGGAGAGGUCCAUCCGGAUCAUGCUUGACCGGGCGAUCGGCCGGGCUUCCAGCACCCUGUCUCCUGGUCAUCGGCACUUUCCAGCUCAGACAAAGGAACUGAUAGCAGAGAUUGAAUUGCUCGAAGAGGAAAUUGCGAACCGCGAGCAGCACGUCCUCUCACUCUACAGAAGUAUAUUUGAUCAGUGCGUAUCUGGGCCAUCAUCAGGGCAGAGUUCCGGUAUUUCAUCCCCGGCUCAUGCCAAGAGCAUAAGUUCAAGGACGAGACGACGACAAUCGAGCAUAAUAUCAAGUGCAUUUUGCUCAUCUAAGAAGCUGCCUCUCCAACCUUUCCAUAUCAUGACAUCAGUGUCGGAGUCGGGUAGGACGAAGAACAUGCUCAAGACCAAGAUCAAGCAUGAAUCUUUCUCGAGCGAAACGUUGGAUGUCCGUCCUGCCUCCCUUGCAUCAGAUCCAAGGAAGCUGCCUUAUUCAGGGAGUAGUUCUUUGGCACGUACUCUGAAAGAUCAUCUCUACCAAUGUCCAAGCAAGAUAUCUGAAGAAAUGGUUAGAUGCAUGGCCUCCAUAUACUGUCUUUUGCGCACGGAGUCACCAGAAAAGCCUGAAAAGGUUCGCUCGCCGUUCUUGUCAAGAUCAUCAACAAGUGUCAUUCUUCCUCGGAGGGGUAACGGCGAGGAGACUAAUCCAUCAAGUAACAAAAGCAUUGUCGAAGUAUGUUCAAUCACAGUCGAAAAGAAUCAGACGCCAGAUGUCUCCUGUGCAAUUACCCACUACAGGUUGCUUGUGGAGCAGCUUGAAAGGGUUGAUCUGAGUAUGUCAGAAACCAGUAUCAAACUGGCCUUUUGGAUCAACGUGUACAAUUCUCUUGUCAUGCAUGCAUAUCUAGCAUAUGGAAUUCCAAACAGCUCUCUGAAAAGAAUGGCUCUAUUUCACAAGGCUGCCUACAAUGUUGGUGGAUAUGCCGUGACAGCCAACUCCAUUGAACACUCCUUGCUGUGCUGCAGAUCCCCGCGGAUUGGUCGUUGGUUUGAAUCAAUACUGUCGACGGCGAUGCGGAAGAGAUGCGCGGACGAGAAGCAGCUGGUCCAGCUCAAGUUCGGCCUGCCGGACUGCCAGCCUCAGGCCCUGUUCGCGCUGUGCACCGGUGCCUCCUCCGACCCCACGCUCAAGGUGUACACGGCGAAGAACGUGACGGAGGAGCUGGAGCGGGCGAAGCGGGAGUUCCUGCAGGCCGGCGUGGUGGUGCGCAAGUCGAGGAAGGUGUUCCUGCCGCGCCUCGUGGAGCGGUACGCCAAGGAGGUCGGCCUCCCCGCCGGCGACGGCGUCCUCGCGUGGGCGCGCGACAACUUGGACGGCCGGGCCGCGCAGGAGGCCAUCCAGCGGUGCGCCGCCGCAGCAGCAGGAGCCGGCGGCCGGCGCAGGGCGUCGCAGGCCUUCGAGUGGCUCCCGUACAACCCCAGGUUCCGCUACGCCUUCGCCAGGAGCAUGGUCGACAAGCAAGCCGCCGCGGUGCUCGCCUAG